AUGGGGCAGAAUCUUACUACAGCCCGCAAUAGCUCUAAAUUCCUAUUAUCAUCAAAAAAACGACUUUCAAUAUUCGCUUUUGUUAUCGUUGCUGGAUAUCUUAUUAAGCAAUAUGUCGCGGAAGAAAAGAGGAAAAAAGCGUCACAUGAGGCAUCUAAUUCUUCAUCUGGUCAAGACAAGGCCAGGCGGACAAAGAAGAUAGGUGUAGACGCGCGUUUUUUCGCACAGUUUAAAAGGUUUUCUGGCUUUAAUGGUCAUGUUGUUAAAGCAAUUGUAUCUCGUGACCGAAAAACAUUUAUUGCACUAGCUAUUGUUGAAUUUGGAUUCAUGAUGUGGCCAAUGAGCAUUGUAAAUAAUUCGUUGAAGCUUACUAUAAGUGCAUUAUCUUUGGCAUUCAGAGUUCGGCUUACGAAGUACGCAAAUAAGAAAUACUUAAAGGAUAUUGUGUUCUAUAAAAUUUCCAAUAUCGAUAAUCGGAUUCAAAAUGCAGAUCAAUUAUUGACUCAGUUCGCAGAGAACUUAAGCCAUUUAUAUUCAGAUUUGGCUAAACCGAUUGUUGAUAUGGUCUUAUUUGCUUACAAAUUAGGGGAAGCCAUUGGCAAAGAAGCGCCGAUUUAUAUGAUUGCAUAUUUCCUAGCCUCAGGUGUUCUCCUUCGUGCAAUUUCACCUCCAUUUGGCAAAUACACUGCUAUAGAGCAAAAACUUGAGGGUGAUUUUCGAUUUACACAUUCGCGUAUCAUUAAUUACUCGGAAGAAAUUGCUUUUUAUGGUGGUGGUGAACGGGAACAAAUAGUGGUCAAUGGAAGCUUUGAUAAAAUUGUGAAACAUAUUAAAAAAACAUAUCGUCUCCGGUUUAUGAACGGAAUCAUUGAUUCGGUUUUAGUUAAAUAUUGUGCAACGAUGACUGCUUAUUACUUAUUAGCAAGGCCUGUAUUUGACCCGCGAUAUGCUACCGAAUUUAUGGGUAAACUUGACGCCGAUCCAACAAAGAUUAUGGAAGAUUAUUCGAGAAAUUCCGGUUAUCUUGUGAACCUGUCCCAAGCUGUCGGAAGGUUAAUUUUAGCUGGACGUGAUUUGACCAGGUUUUCGGGGUAUACUGCUCGUGUGGCAGAAUUUUUGGAAGUACUAGACGAUGUUAAUAAUGGCAGGUAUGAACGCACCGUUGUUAACAAAGACACAAAUGAGGCCAACAUUAGUAAAGUCGUGAAACAAAGUGACCUUGAUGGCGAAAUCGUAGCACGCGAUGGUGUUAUUAUUUUUGAAAAAGUCCCGCUUGUAACGCCUAGUCAGGAUGUAUUGGUUCAUGAACUGUCUUUCAAAGUUGAAACAGGAAUGAACUGUCUUAUUUUUGGGCCCAAUGGAUGUGGAAAAAGUUCUUUAUUCCGCAUUCUCGGCGAAUUAUGGCCUUUGUUUGCUUCUAAAUUGUUUUAUAUACCUCAAAAACCGUACUUGGCACUUGGAACGUUCCGUGAUCAAAUUAUUUAUCCAGAUACUAAAAAUGUAGCUCGUUCUAAAGGGUUUGAAGAUAGCAAAUUAAUGGAAUUACUUGAUGUCGUUCAAUUGAGUAAUUUAAUUGCGCGAGAAGGUGGAUGGGACGCGGUUCGGGAUUGGGCCGAAGUUCUGUCUGGAGUGGCUAUGGCAAGGCUCUUUUAUCAUAAGCCUCAAUUUGCGAUCCUUGAUGAGUGUACGAGUGCCGUGAGUGUUGAUGUAGAAGGUGGUUAUGAAUUUAGAAGGUAA
Messenger RNA from Scutellospora calospora, 1737 nucleotides. The record is from the annotation of a GenBank genome assembly. Lineage: Eukaryota; Fungi; Glomeromycota; Glomeromycetes; Diversisporales; Gigasporaceae.